AAAAUAAUAGAUAUACUUCCCAACCCUUGUUCCCUUUCUGAUAAAUUUCAGUCAAACAAUGAGUUAGAUAAAAGAAAAAAUGAUGCACUUUUAAAGGAAUCAAUUAAAGGCUGGCGGCAGAAAAAGCUUUCAUUCCAGAGGUUUAAGAAAAGAAGGAUUUAUUCAAGAAUAAUGUCACUUGAAGAUAAGUUUUCAGACUGUGUUCUGGAUGAGUCAUAUCCUGACACAAUACUUAAAAUGGAUAUUCCAAAAAGAAAUGAGGACCAGACUGUGGAUAUAGUAGAAACAAAAGAAUAUUGCCAAAGUUCUAGUGAUGGAUCUAUGAAUUCUUCUGAAGUUUGGAAUUGGAGAAAUAGAAAUGAUCCAAAAAGAAAUAAAGAUAAAGAAAAUUCAAAUUCUACUAAUGGAUUUCGGAAGAAUUCCUCUUCAUCUUCUGAUCAGCCAAAUUGGAGAUGUAAGAAAGAGGAGCAGACUGUAGAUACAGUGGAAACAAAAGAACAUUGCCAAAGUUCUAGUGAUGUGUCUAUGAAUUCUUCUGAAGGAUGGAAUUGGAGGAAUAAAAAUGAUCCAAAAAGAAAUAAAGAUAAAGAAAAUUCAAAUUCUACUAAUGGAUUUCGGAAGAAUUCCUCUUCAUCUUCUGAUCAGCCAAAUUGGAGAUGUAAGAAAGAUAUAAGAAGAAAUAUAGAUAAAGAAAAUUCAAAUUCUACCAAUAGAUUUCGGAAGAAUUCCUCUUCAUCUUCCGAUCAGCCAAAUUGGAGAUGUAAGAAAGAGGAGCAGACUGUAGAUACAGUAGAAAUAAAAGAACAUUGCCAAAGUUCUAGUGAUGUGUCUAUGAAUUCUUCUGAAGGAUGGAAUUGGAGAAAUAAAAAUGAUACAAAACAAAUUUCCAACAGAAAUAAAGUUAAGGAAAUAGCGAGACCUAUUAUUUCCUUUCCUGAUCAAUGUAGCUGGAGAAAUAAAAAAGGAUUGGGCGCAGAUGAAAUGUAUCUAAGCGCAGAAAAUCAACUGAAUUCCAAAAAGGGAUUUUUAUAUGAAGAUGAGCAACGAAUCAGAGGAUUUUGGUGUUUAAAAUGCGACUCUGGACGGAGCAGUGAAAAUAAUUUAUCAGAAGCAGAUAUGAUAUGGUCAGCCGUGACAGAUCUAUACAAAGAAAAUCAAGAAUUUUUCCAAUUUCCACCUUCUAAAAAUAAUUUUGCUAAAGGGUAUACGUUAAUAAGAUGUUAUACUCCAGAAUUUCAGGAUUUGGAUGUUAUUUUAAAAGCUGCUCUGCUUAUCAGGGAGCAUAUUAAUUUUCCUUAUACAAUUCAUUACUUCAGAACCAACAAUACACAAAACAUUUAUAUGCAUGUUCAUUCUGGGGAACUGUACAAAAAAGUGAAAAAGGAGUGGAAAUUAAUUGAAAAGAACUAAACUGAUUUGUUACUAACUCAAAUCCAUACUAGAGUUUAAUCGAAUUUUUAGAAAAAGCAAAAUGUAAAAAUUAUUUAAUGAUAAAAUUAAUAUAUUGUCACUAUUUCAUUUUUACUAGAUAAAUCUAGAAGCACAAAGAACUGUGUAAGAUUUUUCAUUUUUGCUCAGUACUUUGAUCAUUCAAUAAUAUUUAAAAAUGUGAAACUGAAAUUUUGUCAAUUGAAAUGAAAAAAAAAAAAAAACAUUAUUAAAAAUAAGUUAUGUAAAUAUAACUUUUAAAACUAUAAUGUGAUUUAGCUAUCGAAUGACAUUUUGGGAUAAAAUUACUUACUUCAUUUAAGACUUUCAGAUUAUUUAAUCAAAAUGUUACUAACAAUUUUAAAUAACAACUUUUCUGCAAUAAAAAAUUGCAUUCGGAGGACCAGGAGUCUGACGAUACUAAAGAGAUUGCCAUAACAAUAUAAUUUGCAUAUUCACAAUAUCUUUAUAAAUGCUAAACAUCGUAUAUUUAUUAAAAUUGAACUUCCGCUUCUUUGAAUCAAUUAAUAGAAAUUCUUUUGAAGGUAUACUAAUCAUUUUGCGAAUAAAAUUUAUUUUCCGAAUAAAUGAAACGUCAUAAUGAAGAAUAAUGACGAAGGUUCAUAAUUUGUUUUUGGUACCAAUAAAUUACAAAAGUAAUGUCAAUAAACAUACAUGCAUAUGAAAAUUAUAGUCAGCUAACUGUGUAAAAUCUCGAAAUAUAUUAAAUGUAAUAAUUUUUAAUUUUUGAAAAUAAUUAUAGGUAGUAAAAUUCUUAAUUGAAGUUUACCCCUUUUGUUCAUUCCUAAUUACAUAAAUAUGUUGGAAUCACAUUUGCAAAAAUUAUAGAGAAAGCUGAACUACGUAUAUUAGUUAAUAUUAUUGUGAAUAAAUUAGUUGUUGUCAUGUAUGUUUAUCCGUUAUAGAAAAAUAUGAACUGAAAUCUUUUUCUUGUUAGAAUCCAGGUAAUUAAAAAAUCAAAAUCGAAAUUCAAUGUUUCUCUUAGAUUAAGUGUUUGCAUGUAAAGCUUGGAUAUUUUAACUUGUUUGCUGAGUGUUAAGUAAGGUUCCACAAAUACUUAAUAUGUUAAGCACUUUAAUGUUGAAUCAUUAGUUGUUUUGACUGGCAGCAUCAAAAUUUUUAAAGAAGAAUAGUACCAGUGGAAAAUAUUAUUCUUUAUUUAUAAGAUGUUUUUCAACAUUAUGAAUGCCGGACACUAUUGUGAAGAUAUCGUAUUAUUAUUUUCGAUAUUUUAUGCUAGUAAUGGAGCAGACUGUCUUCAUCAUUUCAUCUUCUUUCAAAUUUUCUACGUGUGUUUACGUUUAAGCAAGGAUGUGAAUAAAUUAAAUCUUGUUAUGUAUGUUUACUCUUUAUAGAAAAACAUAAGCUGAAAUCGUUUUCCUGUUCGAUCCAGGUUAUUAAAAUAUCAAAAUCGAAACUCAAUAUUAGUCUUAGACAAAGCGGCGUCUGCAUGUAAUACUUGGAUAUUUUAACCUUCUUGCUUAGUAUUAAAUAAGGUUCUUCCACAAUAUUUAAUAUGUUGCUCAAGUUAAUGUUGAAUCUUUAGUUGUUAUUUUGUUUGUUUAGUUGUUGUUUAGUUUAGUCAAAAUUUUAAAAGAAGAAUAGCAGCGGUGGAAAAUAUUAUUCUUUAUUUACAAGAUGUUUUUCACCAUUAUGAAUGCCGGACACAAUUGUGAAGAUAUCGUAUUAUUAUUUUCAAUAUUUUAUGGUAGUAAUGUAUCAUACUGUCUUCAUCAUUUGAUCUAUUUUCAAACUUUUCGCACGCAUUUACAUUUACGUAAGUUUUUUGUUUAAAAAAUGAACCUAAAUUAAUUAGCACUGAUAAAUAGAUGUAUAAAGAAUUAAGAACGUAAAAAUAUUAGAUAUUUGGUACUGGGAAAAACACCUUUAUAUUAAUUAAUCACUUACUAUAGGGAAUGAUUAAUAUUCAGCAAGUAAUUAUGAAUUUCAGUAUCCAUCAUUAAAUCAAUCAUGUUAAUUAGUUUGUUUUUAGUUUUAAUUAAGAGUAAAAAAUCUAUGAAAAUUUUAAUCUUUUGAUAAAAAAGAACUUAAUAAAUUGAUUUUGUACAUAUUAUGUAGUGAUUGUGUAAAUAGUAUGUAGUGAUUGAUUGUGUAAAUACUAUGUAGUAAUUGAAUAUGUAAAUAAUACGUUGAAAUUAAUUAUGUAAAUAUGUUGAUAUUGAUUUUAUAAAUAUGCAAAAUAAACAUUGAUUAU
This is a messenger RNA of Argiope bruennichi, 3664 nucleotides long. RefSeq lists its product as uncharacterized. The coding region runs from base 172 to 1410 and encodes 412 amino acids. The record is from RefSeq and is a predicted model, not a curated record. The transcript is spliced from 10 exons. NCBI's taxonomy places the organism in Eukaryota, Metazoa, Arthropoda, Arachnida, Araneae, Araneidae.